Messenger RNA from Acanthisitta chloris (rifleman), 485 nucleotides. Its product is annotated as ret finger protein-like 4A. Lineage: Eukaryota; Metazoa; Chordata; Aves; Passeriformes; Acanthisittidae. The record is from RefSeq and is a predicted model, not a curated record. Gene Ontology annotation, molecular function: protein binding. The annotation marks the transcript as partial. The transcript has a single exon.
AUGGGAAGAGAGUGAAAGAUACUGGUGUCAUCAGAGAUUUACCCAGCAAGGAGAAGAGAUUCGAUUCCCACACUUUUGUGUUGGCAAAGGAAGGAUACACAUCUGGGAAACACUACUGGGAAGUAGUUGUUGGCACAAGGAGAAGUUGGGCCUUGGGUAUUGCCCUGGAAUCUGUGACCCGCAAGGGGCCAUUGACUCUGUCCCCUAAGAAUGGCUUCUGGGUCAUUGGGUGUGCAGAUGGGAGAGAAUAUUCUGCCUACACAGAUCGUUGGACCCGUCUGAGUGUGAGUGGGAAGCUGCAAUACAUCGGGAUCUUCCUAGACAUCCCAGCCAAGGAGCUGAGAUUUUAUGAUGUCCAUGAGAGAGCAGCUCUGUACACUUUUAAUAUUGCUCAUGUCAAGGUCCAGGAAGGGAAAUUCAUUCCCUUCUUCUCCACAGGCCCUGCUGCUGCAGAGCCUGACACUGAGCAUCUGGUAAUAGCAUAG